AUGGCUUUUACUGUAAUCUCUGGUGGUGCAAAUGGUGUAGAUUUAGAAGCAGAAAAGUUAGCAAGACACUAUGGUUUGAAGAUCGAAGUUCUCAUUCCUCCUUGUCACCCCAGAAGAGCCUCCGUACAACCCUUAACGCAUCAACAAUUAGCUGAAGCUAUUCCUACAACAAGACAAGUAGCUGCUCGCCUCAACAAACAGUUAGAGAACCCUAUUAGUUUACAGUAUAUUCACCGAAAUUAUCAUGUGGUGAAACAGGCAGAUAUGGUGCUGGCGCUCACAUGCUUUCAACCUGAAAGUAACCUUUGCUUUGGAGGAACAGGAUGGGCGGUGGAAAUGGCCAAAGUCCUCAAAAAAGUCUUGUAUGUGUACGAUGUGCAACGAGACACUUGGUUUUGGUAUAACCCUGACCAAGAUUUGUUUUACGCGUGCGAUCAAAUGUCAGAAGAACAGUACACUUUACCCACUCUAGUGCAGAAAACCGCUAUUGUAGGCGUCAGGAAUGUGUACGAUUACCCCGGGACUGUCUUGGAAUUGCAAGAGACUUUUAAACGAAGUUUAAAUCUAACGAAACAAGAAUGCAAGGAUGUUAAGGAACUUUGUAACACAUUUAGUUUAUUGACACUUUAA
This is a messenger RNA of Porites evermanni, 630 nucleotides long. The record is from the annotation of a GenBank genome assembly. Lineage: Eukaryota; Metazoa; Cnidaria; Anthozoa; Scleractinia; Poritidae.